UAUCAACAUGCACAAGUGGUUGUGUCGUUUUGUGGAUUUUUACGCCACCGGUAUACGCGUACUCGAAUUCUGAUCAUUUGAAAUCUAAUAGUUGGGAUUCGAUAACAUGCGUUCGUGAGUGCAGGAGAAUCACACCAAACAGAGCCGGUGAAAGUUUUACGACUUGUUUUCACAUGGAGGCAUAGUCGGGCAAGAGACGAUUGACGAAUCUUGAAGAGAAAAAUAAAAAAUGGUGUCUCAUGCUGAUAAUGACACUGGUACAUCUCAUGUUUUAUUGCCGGUUUUGCUCAGUGCAUUCGCCAUUCCCGUGUCUAUGUUAUUUUGGAUCGUUAACGUUGUUUAUUCUAUUUUGUCGCCCGAUUCCGACUACCACGCGGAAGGUUAUUCUGUGAUUUCACCGUGGAGAUGGCUCGCCGCAGUUAUCAUACCAAUAUUGUUUUUUCUCUGGGGCUUGAGAAGACGCAGCGUUGAUCUCAGUGGUGCCAUACUAGCGCUGUUCAUGGGAUUCAUUCUGACUCUGACAAGUUUCGCUCAUCUCGCUUGCGUCGGCGUAUUCUUCAUAAGUUCAUCUUUAGCUACCAAAUUUCGUGCUGAAAGAAAAAGAAAUCUGGAUGCCGACUACAAAGAAGGAGGACAAAGGAAUUGGAUACAAGUUUUGUGUAACGGAGGAAUGGCUUCUCAAUUGGCUUUGCUGUAUUUAUUGGAUGUUGGAUGCGGCGAACGUCCUAUCGACUUUUAUAAAGAUUACCGGAGCUCAUGGCUGUCCAUUGGAAUAUUGGGUGCUCUGGCCUGCUGUAAUGGUGAUACAUGGGCCUCGGAAUUUGGCACUGUCAUCGGCGACUCGGAUCCUUUUCUGAUUACAACACGAAAGAGAGUACCACGAGGAACUAACGGUGGUGUUUCCUGGGUCGGCCUCAUCUUGUCACUGUUGGGCGGGAUCGUGAUAGGCCUUUCGCACUAUCUCACAGUUUUGUACACCGUAGAUUCAGUCAUUUUACAAACAGCUGCACCACAAUGGCCGAUAAUUAUGAUUGGUGGAUUCGCUGGAUUAUUCGGGAGUCUUUUCGAUUCUGUUUUAGGUGCUACCUUCCAAUACUCAGGACUCAAUGAAGCUGGAAAAGUCGUCGAGCAUCCAGGAAAAGGAGUUAAACAUAUUUGUGGUAGACAAAUAUUAGACAAUCAUAGUGUUAAUCUUUUGUCCAGCAUUGUCAUCGCUCUGACGCUGCCGAGGAUAGCCAAUAUUAUUUGGCCUUGAAGGUGAAGUUAUUAGUGUUUUUAAAUAUUCACUUAUAUCGCGUAAUAUGUUUCGAAUAACGGAUAUAUUGUCGAUAUUACCUUAAUAUUUAAGGAGAAUUUCUAAGAUUUUUAUAAAUUUGUUCGAAUGACUAGUAUUAAAUUUAUAUGCAUACAUUAGUAAAAAUAAUAAGUUUUUAAUUUAUUGAUGUCAAUAUGUUCUGGAACUAGUUUUCAAACUCGAAUUCAGAGCACUCCGGUUGAAGAAACGGCAUGAAAAGUUCUACAAUUUUCUCAACUAUUGAAACCAUUUUUCUUUAUUGUAUCCACGAACUUUCGACUCAUUUAUUCAAAUCUGGAUCUGAAAAAAAUUGAAAAUAUAUUGCAUCCAGUUCUCGACUCCAGCCGAGUUGAGUAUCAUGGUCAAGGAUGAAAAUGCAUGAUCGGCGAUAAUGUCGCGAUCAGCUGUUCCAGGCGGUGUUUCAAGGGUUUCCUAUUGAAUUCGCAAAAAGCUUAUUUGCAGGAAAUGACGUUUUUGGUCGAGUGCACUAUUCAUAACAAAAAUGAUUUCUGGGAGUUCUGUAUUUGGUAAGGUAGAGACGACAGUCCGCCGUGAAGAAAAUUUCUCGAUCAUUCAUAGUAAAGUAGAGUAAAGAGAGGAUCUUUGAACACUGCUAAUAUUCAUGAAAUUUUCGGCUGUUCGGUUUUAACACACAUAUGGAAAAUAAUCCUGAAGAACUCCAUCUCUUAAUAAGCACUCAGUCGAAUUAGAGAAAACAUUGACCAAAGUUUUUUUCAUCACUUGCAUCAAAUAUACUUGAAGAUUUAUUUUUCCUCCUUUUUCCGAAGUAAAUACAUAACAUAUUAUUUCCAUUUACGCAUACAGCUUGAUACACGUUUUGUACAUUUUAAUAUUUCGCACGUAUUUACAAAAUCUCACAAAAUACUCAUAUUUAAAAUAAUUUCUUACAGUAUAUUUUUUAUUCUUUCAUCGUAAGUACACUGGGAUAUUGUUUGUUAAGUUUUGACUACUUUGACACAUUCACAGACGGGUACGUUCAAUUGUUUUUUAGAAAUAAUUCGUUGAUUAUUCGUCUGAUGGUUUUUUAAUGGAAUUAUUUUACAGUUUGCGUAGUCUCCGAAAUUUCACCAUGAAUUAUUUUGUCUUUCCGUAACAAAAGAACAAUUUGUAUUUUAGAACUUAGCACCUUUAACAUCGGGCCGAAAUGAAUCGUCAAUGAAGCAGUACAUUUUUUUCAACCGGUUCAACGUACGUAAACAGUGUCUAUGAAUGUGAUGCCAGUUUUUUUCUUGUUGAACAAUGGUAAUGCCUGUUGAGAUUUAAAAUAAAAAUUCUAAUUUCUCAAA
This is a messenger RNA of Venturia canescens, 2601 nucleotides long. Its product is annotated as transmembrane protein 19. The transcript has 6 exons. The coding region runs from base 230 to 1255 and encodes 341 amino acids. Lineage: Eukaryota; Metazoa; Arthropoda; Insecta; Hymenoptera; Ichneumonidae. The record is from RefSeq and is a predicted model, not a curated record. Gene Ontology annotation, cellular component: membrane.